Messenger RNA from Symbiodinium pilosum, 564 nucleotides. Lineage: Eukaryota; Dinophyceae; Suessiales; Symbiodiniaceae. The record is from the annotation of a GenBank genome assembly.
AUGGACACCGGCGAUGGGGGCCCCGAAGCGCAGGACGGCGAGGGUGAUGAGCCCGGCCACAGACCAGUGUCGCCUUCCUUAAAGCAGGAGACUUGCUUCGUUUUUGAUUGGGAUGACACUAUACUUCCCACGUCGUGGCUCGAGCGGAUCCACGCACUGGCAGGCGGACCUUUGCGGCCGGAAGUCCAGAGGCAGCUUGCGAGUCUAUGCUCCGCAGUGGCGCAGACACUGCAAAUCGCCUCUACGUUGGGCAACAUUGUGCUAAUUACAAACAGCGCCCCUGGCUGGGUUGACCAGUCCUGCCAGAUUUUCAUGCCGCAGAUCCUCCAGCAGAUUCGCAGUUAUCCGAUCUUUGCGAAGCCCAUGCAUGCACCCCUGACCUUCAAGAUAACGACCUUCAGACGGGAAUGUAAAAAGUUCACGAACUUGAUCUCCGUUGGGGAUGGAGACGCGGAGCGUGCCGCUAGCCUAAGGCUGCAGGCACCCUCGGAGCGCAAAGGCCCCUUAGGCACACUGACGCCACCAUAUCUUUGUGAUCAUGUUGCCUUCGGCACUGCAUCUUGA